Molecule: messenger RNA, 2306 nt
Organism: Rhinolophus ferrumequinum (greater horseshoe bat)
Lineage: Eukaryota; Metazoa; Chordata; Mammalia; Chiroptera; Rhinolophidae
Gene: PIGK
Product: phosphatidylinositol glycan anchor biosynthesis class K
Exons: 11
Coding region: 33-1220 (395 amino acids)
Biological process (GO): proteolysis; attachment of GPI anchor to protein; protein localization to cell surface
Cellular component (GO): GPI-anchor transamidase complex
Molecular function (GO): GPI-anchor transamidase activity
Source: RefSeq, a predicted model, not a curated record
UCCCUAGGUGCGGGAGGCUGAAGCCGGGCAAGAUGGUCGCCACGUCCUUCCUCAGCCAGGGUGUGACUGCAGUGGCCGGGUUGUUGCUUUUGUCCUUCGGCAGCUUGGCCACUAGUCAGAUCGAGGAUCAAGCAGAGCAGUUCUUCAGAAGUGGCCACACAAACAACUGGGCUGUUUUGGUGUGUACAUCCCGAUUCUGGUUUAAUUAUCGACAUGUUGCAAAUACUCUUUCUGUUUAUAGAAGUGUGAAGAGGCUAGGUAUUCCUGACAGUCACAUUGUUCUGAUGCUUGCAGAUGAUAUGGCAUGCAACCCUAGGAAUCCCAAACCAGCUACAGUGUUUAGUCACAAGAAUAUGGAACUAAACGUCUAUGGAGAUGAUGUGGAAGUAGAUUAUAGGAGUUAUGAGGUAACUGUAGAGAAUUUUUUACGGGUAUUAACUGGGAGGAUCCCACCUAGUACUCCUCGGUCAAAACGUCUUCUUUCUGAUGAUAGGAGCAAUAUUCUUAUUUAUAUGACAGGACAUGGUGGAAAUGGUUUCUUGAAAUUUCAAGAUUCUGAAGAAAUUACCAACAUAGAACUUGCAGAUGCUUUUGAACAAAUGUGGCAGAAAAGACGCUACAAUGAGCUACUGUUUAUUAUUGAUACUUGUCAAGGAGCAUCCAUGUAUGAGCGAUUUUAUUCCCCCAACAUAAUGGCUUUAGCUAGUAGCCAAGUGGGAGAAGAUUCACUCUCGCAUCAACCUGAUCCUGCAAUUGGAGUUCACCUUAUGGAUAGAUACACAUUUUAUGUCUUGGAAUUUUUGGAAGAAAUUAAUCCAGCUAGUCAAACUAAUAUGAAUGAUCUUUUUCAGGUAUGUCCCAAAAGUCUCUGUGUGUCUACUCCUGGACAUCGCACGGAUCUUUUUCAGAGGGAUCCUAAAAAUGUCCUGAUAACUGAUUUCUUCGGAAGUGUACGGAAAGUGGAAAUUACAACAGAGACUAUUAGUUUGCAACCAGAUUUAGGAAUCAUGGAAAGCAGCUAUAAGGAAGACCGGAUGGAUGAGGAUCUAAUAGAACCCCUGAAAUAUGCCGAACAACUUCCUGUAGCUCAGAUAAUACACCAGAAACCAAAGCCGAAAGAUUGGCAUCCUCCUGGGGGUUUUAUUCUGGGACUGUGGGCACUCAUCAUCAUGGUUUUCUUCAAAACUUAUGGAAUCAAGCAUAUGAAGUUCAUUUUCUAGAUGUGAUGGUAUAUAAAGAAGACUGCAUGGAAGACUACCAUCUUGGAUAAAAAUUUAUGUCAUCAUAUCUUUUUUAAAAAUACAGUGCUCUUGUAUGCAUUGGCAAAAGUAUAAAGAAACUGUAAAUUUGAUGGACUGUUAUUUUAUAACUUAAAAAUAAUUGUUAAUGCAAGUGCUAAAUGGUACUAGAUAGAUUUCAGUUUUUCCUUUUGUGUGUUAUUUAAAAAGAUGGGACAAAGAGACCAGAAUAUACUCUUUUUGUAUAUUGUCAGACCUCAUUGACUCUUUUUGAAAAUAAGAAUUUCCCCUUAUCCGUCUUUCAUUUGGAAAAGAAAAAAAUGUGAAGACAUUGAAUUCUCACUAGAAGAGGUAACUUCUGUUAGUAUUUUUGUGUAUGUUCUUCCAGUCUUUUUUUCUGUGUACAUAUUUUUUUCUAAAGUAGAGAUUAUAUACUUAUACCAUUUUGUAACCUAGCUUUUCAUUUUACAAUAUGUCAUCAACCCUUUCUCUCUCCUUGGAUAUUCUUCAAGAACAUGUUGGGAAUGUCUGCAGAGUACCCAUUUUAUGAAUGUGCCGGAAUUUAUUUAACAAUUUUCUACUGUCGGACCACUAACUUUGUUCCGAAAAUGUUCCUUUGGUUCAUUCAUUAAUGUGUGAAAAUUGUACUGUCAGUCACUCAGGGACCAUAUGGAAAACUCACCCUUAUGGCCCUGCCUUCACGAUGACUGAUGUAUCACAUAAGUCAAUAAAUAAGCCCCUUUUCUGAAGGUCCCUGACAAGAUGCAAAAGCUCAUGUCGCCAUCACUGAUAUUUUAGCUUACCAGCCAUCUUUGUACCUUUCUCGUAACUGGAAAUACUGUUGAGAUUGUGCUUUGCUAUCAGCCUCAGUUCUUGUUUUUUCACAUACGGGGGCGGGGGGAACCUGAGAGUUGAGUAUUCAUUGUCCCACAGGAUAUCUUUUUGUAUUUCAUCUGUUUUAUCCAAGAAUUUAUGUGUUAAUCUUUAUUCACUAUAAAGACCUGUUGUGUAAUUGUAGGUAACAUUAAGAAGACAACUCUUCCUCCACAAUAAAUCUCCUAAAAUUCA